CGAAAGAAGAGAAGGAAAAGGAAAAGAAAAAGGAAAGUAUUGUCGCAUUUGUCAAAUAUGAGGUGUUCUUUGAAUGUGAGAACUGUCUUAUUCCUGACGAUAGCAGCCGCGUACAUCGUCCAAGCACGCAAACCAGAAUGUAUGUGCGGAAAUUUAGGAUCAGGUAUUAAUCCGUGUAGAUGCGGGGAAGUAGUAGUAAAAGCAGCAAAAGUGCAAAAGCCACUGUUUUACGCAUCGCCAGAGGCAAUCAACCAAGCUGCAGCAGCACGCGAGAUUGGGAUGAGAAGAUUCUCUGCAGGACCAGUGUGUGGAAAUGUGGUAUCUUUUCCGAAAUAUAAUCGCUAUACUAGUGGCACAUAUAGCACUAGCACUAGCAGUGGCAGUAGUAGCGCAAGCAGCGGUAGCAUCAGCUCAAGUGCAUCUUCUGUCGGCAGUUUUGGGGAACCGUUUGGUGGAAGCAACGGUUUCCGCUAUUCCUUUUAUCCUUCUACUUCGAACAGAUUAAUCGAUUCCGGUUGUGGAUGCGGAAAGAAAUCGACCUCUGAAUCUCUAGAGACUCGUGAUCUUUUGUCCCAUAACAUCCAUGGGAAAGUUGUACCCAGCUUCUCGCCGAUCGGCGACUUGUGUUAUCCAAGCUCUCACAACGAAAAAUACCAAGUGACCACGAAAGUGACUCCAGCAUAUCCCGGCAAAAUUAAAUGCUCUCCUCCUAUACCUUAUGAAGUUUGCCUGAAAAUACUCAAUGGACAGAUCGACGAGGCUGGAUUAAGAAGACUCAGUCAAACAAUCACGCAUAGCGACAUGAGCGCAGCCGAUAGAUUUAGAGUACUCAAUGGAUUAACUAGCGGAAGCGCAUCUGGUACUUCAAGCAGCCUGGAUCAAUAUAUUUCCAAUAAUGUAAACAAUGUAGAUCGGUACAACAGUGUUAGAGGAUAUGAUAAUUCAGGUAGCUUUGAACGGUACAGCUCGAAAUAUGAUAAUUUAGUAGGAUUCGGUUCGUAUCAGGGUUCUAGUAUAGGUAGCUUGGGACAAUUGAGCUCAAACAACUUUGCAACAACACACGGAACGUACGGAAACAGUUUUGCAACAUCGAACAACGUUGCUUCAGCAUUGCUUCAAGGAUCGACCGGAAGCUAUAAAUCUAAUUGUGACGCUGCUGACUUUGGUGAUGAUCCCGAAUUGCCUGAAGAUUAUUCGUAUCCUCGAUUACCAGCGGAUCCGGUCUCGCUGACUCUGGCGUAUAAAAAUCUCUUUCCGCAAACUGUGAUGUACAAUAGGAGAACAUUCGUACCAGAAGAUAAAUUAGCAUUCGGCCAUAGGACGGUACCGAUUGAAUCACUACCUAGUAAAAAAAUAGUAGACGUACCUGAGGAGAAGCUUCAGAUUCUUGACAAGCCUGUCGUCGAACUGAAGCCGAUUUUGCCUACUCCAGUUGCGUUCGGCGUUUACAACGAACAGGAGGAAGCAAAGCUAGCGGAACUUGAAGCUAUUGAACGCGAAAGAAUAAAUCAGGAAGAAAUUGCCGAACAACCACAACAAAACUUUAUCACAUACGGGUAA
This is a messenger RNA of Ooceraea biroi (clonal raider ant), 1560 nucleotides long. RefSeq lists its product as uncharacterized. Lineage: Eukaryota; Metazoa; Arthropoda; Insecta; Hymenoptera; Formicidae. The record is from RefSeq and is a predicted model, not a curated record.